Molecule: messenger RNA, 1288 nt
Organism: Hydractinia symbiolongicarpus
Lineage: Eukaryota; Metazoa; Cnidaria; Hydrozoa; Anthoathecata; Hydractiniidae
Product: tRNA (cytosine(38)-C(5))-methyltransferase-like
Exons: 1
Coding region: 212-1288 (358 amino acids)
Molecular function (GO): methyltransferase activity
Source: RefSeq, a predicted model, not a curated record
UUGUUAUGCUUAAAUAUUAUGCUAUAGGUUUAAAACUUACAAAAUAUAUUUGAGAUAUUCUUACAAUUUUCACACAGCAAAAGCAAACAUUUUUUUUCCAAUUUUGAACUUCUCUGUUUUUGACUUACAUGUUUUUAGCAAAACUGUGUUUUCAUCCAUUGUUCUAUUUUCACUGUUUUUAUAUUUUUACAAGAGUUAGAAGAAAUCAAACAUGGUUCGAAUUAAUGUAGUGGAGUUUUACAGUGGCAUUGGUGGAAUGCAUUAUGCAUUACAAUAUGCCGGCAUAGACGCCGAUGUUGUUUCAGCCUAUGAAAUUAAUACAACUGCCAAUGCUGUUUAUAAACACAAUUUCCCAAAUACAAAAGUUUCACAGAAUAAUAUCGAAGCUGUUACAAUUGCAGAUCUCGAAAAGCUGAAUGCUGAUCUCUGGACUAUGUCACCUCCAUGUCAGCCGUUUACACGACAGGGUAAACAAGAGCACUCUAAUGAUCCACGUUCGAAAAGUUUCCUCAAUAUACUUACUAUAUUAUCCAAAAUGAAAACUCCUCCCACUUAUAUUUUAUUGGAAAACGUCAAGGGAUUUGAAUGUUCAAAUACACGAAACGAAUUUGUAGCAGUAUUAAAGUCUCGAAAUUUUCUUGUGCAGGAGUUUUUACUGUCACCCACUGAUUUUGGAAUUCCUAAUUCACGAACACGUUAUUUUUUAAUAGCUAAGCAGCAACCAAAAAGUUUUACUUUUUCAUGUACACAGUUCCCUCUUCAAUAUUCUACUGAAACAAUCGAUCGAAAAAGGAUUCCUUGUAAAGAACAAAGUCUGGAUCAUGAAAAUUGUGUUUGUAAACAUACAGAGUCAGUUUUGAAUACUUUUAAGCAGAGGAAAUUAUCAGACUUUUUAUUUAAAUAUAAAUCAGAUGAUUUCUUGGUGAAGAAAGAAGUAUUGUUACGAUAUUUUCCUGUUCUUGAUAUAGUUCACACAGACUCCAUUCAAUCGUGUUGUUUUACCAAAGCAUACACAAAGUAUUACCAAGGCACAGGUUCUAUACUGACCCAUCAGUCAAGCAAUACAUUGAGAGAAGCAAGCGAAAACUUCAAAGAAGCUGAAUCAAAUGACGCAAAGUAUGAAAUACUAUCUAGACUGCAGUUACGAUUUUUUACACCUGAUGAAGUUUCACGACUGAUGUGUUUUCCAGAUAGUUUCUCAUUUCCUCCGAAUGUGACAUCAAAACAAAAGUAUAUGUUGUUAGGUAACAGUGUAAAUGUUUUAGUUGUUGGAAAUGUUUUUAAAUGA